UUGAUUUUGCGGUCGAUUUUUGUCAUUUCGUGCCUGUUUUUAUAUUUUGUUUUUGUACAAGAUUAGUUUAAAAUUUAGGCCUAGGCCUAUAUUGUGAUGACAUCUGUUAUUCAAUAAAUUGAUAUUAACAUUAUAAAAAGAAGGCUUUUCUUGGCGACAUGCUGGCACUCCAGCACGCAUUUGUUCUUUGGGAUCCACAUGUAAACACACACCACUGUGACUUUAGCUAUUUCUCAUACAGCGGGAAUUUAAAGAUGGCCGCAGCAGAACGUUGGAUGUUUUGAUCGUCAUCUCAGUAACUCCGCUGUAAUUGCACUGUGAACACAUUUAAUUGGUAUAAAACUUACUAUAGCAAUCAAUUUGAUCAUGCCACGAAAAAAACCAUUUAGUAAUAAGCAAAAAAAGAAGCAGCUUCAAGAAAAGCGAGAAAGAAAGCGAGGCAAUGAACCGCAUCGUUAUCCAGGCCAGCCUCAUCGUCCAAGACCACAUCAGCCUCCAGACAGUAGUGAAGAUAUUGACUCUGGCUCGGACAGUAGUGAACAGAGAGAAGUACGAUUAUUAAAUUUUCAGCCAUUUCUAUCAAGGCGUUUUCCUGAUAAAAAAUAUGAUCCCAACAGGUAUAAGCUGCAUUUUGAGAAGGAAACUAAACAGGAGUUAGCCCAGCAGAAAAAGCAAGGAAUGCAGCCUUUUACUAUGCGACCGGAGACUGAAUUAGAAGUAAAUAUUGAAGAUAUCUACCGACCUGGAUCGGUACUUGAUAUACCGAAAAGACCUCCAUGGGACUAUACGCUGUCAAAGGAACAAGUGGAGAAGCAUGAGGAGCAGAUGUUUCAGGAGUACCUGAGUAACAUCAGUGCUAAGUAUUCAGCUGGAGAGGUUAGCUAUUUUGAGUGUAACCUGGAGACAUGGAGACAGUUGUGGAGAGUGUUAGAGAUGUCAGACGUAAUUCUUCUUAUAGCUGAUGUUCGUCACCCGGCUCUGCAUUUCUCUCCGGUACUUUACGAUUAUGUUGUCAAGGAAUUGAAGAAGCAUCUUAUAUUAGUUUUGAACAAAAUUGAUCUAGCGCCACCAUCGUUAGUGGUUGCUUGGCGGUCAUACUUCCGUGAGAAGUAUCCUUGCCUUCAUGUUAUCUGCUUCACAUCAUUCCCAAAGGAAAACUUCAGCUCUAAUAUUGAUCCUGGAAAAGUUUUACAUCGGAAACGGCGACGAGGGGCUUUCAGUGCCGUAGGUCCAAUGGAUCUACUCAGAGCUUGUGAAUCAAUCUGUAAGGAUAAAGUUGAUUUAAGUAGUUGGAGAAGUAAGAUAGAAGCAGAGGUCCGCGGCGAUGAGAUUAUAAACUGUCAUCCGUGUCUAGAGGAUAUUAUUCAUGAGCUAUCCCUUUAUACAGAGCAUCAGAUCUUCAAUGAUGGCGUCUUAACAAUUGGCUGUGUUGGUCAUCCUAAUGUUGGUAAAUCAUCCCUUAUGAAUGGUCUCGUAGGCCGGAAAGUCGUCAGUACUUCAAAGACACCUGGUCACACAAAACACUUUCAAACAAUCUUCCUUACACCGACGGUAAAACUUUGUGACUGUCCUGGUUUAGUUUUCCCUUCAGUAGUUGACAAGUCAUUACAGAUUCUGUCCGGUAUUUAUCCCAUAGCCCAGGUACAGAUGCCUUACACUGCUGUAGGAUACUUAGCAGAAAGGAUUCCAGUCGUAAACAUCUUGAAGAUUAGCCAUCCCAGCGAUGAUGCCUCCUCCGAGAGUGCCUCUAGCAGCCAGUGGUCUGCCUGGGAUAUCUGUGAAGCCUGGGCAGAAAAGCGAGGUUUUGUGACAGCCAAGGCAGGCCGCAAUGAUACUUAUAGAGCUGCAAAUAAUAUUCUCAGACUGGCUGUAGAAGGCAGGCUUUGCAUGUGCAUGAGACCACCAGAAUAUACAAAAUCAAAAUCAAUUUGGGAAAACCAUCCUGAAACCAAGGAAAUAGCACAAUUACAGGCACAGCACAAGAAACUUCAAGAACAGAGUCGAAUUCCUUGCUCAGAUUUUACAAGCUCAGAAAACGACAGCGAUGCAGAUGUUGAGAGCAAUGACCUUGAAAGAGAAUCUGACCCUCUGAGAGAGGACGAUGAAGAUGAUGAGGAUGAGAGGAGGACUAAGGUUAAAGAUACACUGCCACUGAAGACAAACAAUGCAUUUUCAUUGUUAACAAUGAAUGGUGGAGACAAUGAAGAUGAACUGAGAUAGGAUUUGGUAAUGAAAGUUUGAUAGGUGAUUUAUAGGUGUGGAAAAUGAGGAAAAACACAUCGUUGCUGAUGAGAAUAAUGUUACGAGCCCCGACCUUGGACGGUAUUGCCUGUUAGAAGCAAAGACAAAUUUUUGAGCCCAGCCGUUGAGCCUAGCCAUUGGGCUAUCUGCUGAGCCUAACUGUUGGGCCUAGCUUUUAAACCUUGCCACUGAGCAUAGUCAUUGAACCUAUCAGUUGAGCAUUGAAUUUGAAGCCAGGAAAAGUCAAGUGCUUUUGUGAAAUCCUUAGUAGAAGCAGUUUGGAGGAAGUGAUCGAAAUGUGACAUUGGUUCAUUUGUUAAAUCACGUUUACGUUGAUUGAAUAUAACCAGAAUUUUUUUAGAUCAUACAUAAAUUGAUUAUUUUAAAAUGGACUCUAAAUGAUCUAAAUAUAUAAUUUUUUUAUCUUUAUAUUUUUAUUAUUUAUCUUCAAUUUAUUAUUAUAACUUUUAUGUUCUUUUAUCAAUUUUUUUGAGAAAUGACAAAAAGUUGAUUUUGAUGGUAACAGUUAAUUGCUACAGGCAAUUACAGGCAUGAGGAAUUAAAUUUAACAAUAUUUUUAUCAUUUUUUAUGAUAUUAUUUCUAUUUUUAUUACAGGUUUUAUUAUUGUUUAAGAUACAUUUAUUGUUAUUUUUGUUAUUAUUCAUGUUAUUAAUAAUAUUAUUUUAUUUAUUUUAUUAUUAUUAUUAUUUUUUUGUUAUUGAAAUCAUGGAAUUGAUAUACCAUCCGUAGAAUGUAGCAAGUUUUAAAAGCAAAUAUUGUUAACAUUGUUACAGUAUAAUUAUCAGAUGCACUCUCAAUGUUUAUAUUGUUUGAAUCUUGAAAUCUUAAAUCUUGGAAGAUUUACAUUGGGCACCUUGACACACUGACCAUUCUGCCAUUUGCCUGCAGUGUUUUAGCACAUUGGCCAACACAUGCCUACUAGCCUAUCACCAUGCCUACCGGCCUUCUUGCACUUGCACAUAUACAAAUAUACAGUACGCCUAGGCCCUACCUAGAUUUUCAAGUUUAUCUAUGCUAUUUCUUAACUCUAGCAAAUUAACAAAGCAUUGUUUAUGUUCAUAGUUGAUUAAGGAGGACUAGUACUAUCCAUUAGAUAAUGGAAUGAUUCAUGUCCAUAUUUGGAAUAUGAUUUAUUAAGGCAAUGUAAAUGUUUAAUAAAUCACAAUUUGGUCCAAAAAGCAAGUAUAAUGGUGAGAAGGGGCACAUGGUCAAUCUUCUGAAAGCAAUAGCCUUAAGUCCUGUCCCGACUAUCUAAUUUUUAUUUGACAAAAACAUGUGACAGUGACAUGCCUAAAUAUGGUCAUGAUGACGUCACAUCAUGACCAUAUAUAGGCACAGCAUGACUAUAUAUGGGCAUACAGCAGGUUUUUUUUUUUUGUGAACAGAGCUUAAGAACUACAAACGGCAUGAUAUAAAUAUUAUUAAUAUUACCCAUAAACCUUUAGUAUAUAAAUAUGUGAUUUGAUCGGAGAUGUUUAAAGUUUUUAUCAAGAAUGAUUUAUGUCUUUUCAUUUCUAUCCCCCCCCCCCACAAAAUGUUGUUGAAUUCAGGAAAGUUAAAAAAUAUAUGCAAACAUGAAAUAUUGUUGAAUUACAAGAUUCUGAUUAGUAGUGUUUUACCAUUCUUAUUUUGCUAAACAAAUUGGAGCAUGUCAUCAGGGCCAUUUGUCAAAAUCAUUGAAGUGUGCGUGGCUGAUCAGGUAGUGUUUAAACACUCUUAGUACUGUAUUGCUAAGCCAAUUUGAACAUUAGAGCCAUGUAACAACAAAAAUGUGUCACAAGAAUCUGAUCAGACUUUUUUCUCUUGUGGUAUGACAACUAAAACUUAUUCAUCAAUGCAUCAAUUCCAUUACAGUAGAUUACAAUACAGUUAUACUGCAUUCCUUCUGUACUAUUUCACUUUUUUUUUUCUUUUCCUUUUUUACACUCAUUGAUUCUCAUAUAGAAAAUAGAAUAUAGAAAAUGCAAUUAUAUAACUAUUAAAAUCUUAACAGUUUUUCACUCAAAUAUUUUAUAUAAAAUUCUUUUUCAAGUAAAAUGAUACAGGCCUAUAUUUAUUCACAGAGAAUCUGAUGAGAAAGCAGCUUAAACAUUCUUAAUAUAAAGCCAAUUGAAGCAUGUACCGUAAUUGAGAGAUUGAGUGUUGGAAUCAGAGUCAGAAUAUCUUUAAGAUCAAUUAACAAUGUUAGGGUAUGGGAAUAGUGUUUCAGCGCAUACAUUUUUUUAAAAACCAAAUAAGAUUCUUCUUUAUAUUAUAUAUGUUUUUGUUUUUUUUUUAUUAUAAAAAAGUUGGUGUUGCCAUUUUACCUAUUUUUUUGUUAUUGUCAUUUUCUUGUUGGCCUGUUUUUUCUAAAGGAUAAAUAUUGUUUUGAUAGUAAAAUUUGUAUUUUUGAUCUGUAUUUUCUAACUUUUAUUAUUGUCAAUAUUAUUUUAAUUAUUACUUUUUGUUAAUACAGGUCUCCCUUCAAUUAAAGACCACUUUUGGGUCCACCUUUUCUAUGGUCUUUAGUAGCUUCGGUCUCUAAUUAGAAUAAUAUAGAUAAAAGACGAUUGUUCAUUUGGGACCACAGAAAGGUGGUUUUUCAUUAGGAGGGUUUAUAAUUAGGGGGUGACAUGUAUUUAUUAUUUUUAGUUGAAAUGAUGUUAUUAUUCUUUCAGUCUGUCUGCAAUUAUGUAUUCAAUGAUGAUGAUGCCCAAGAUUAUUUUUAAGUUGUUACUUAGUCCAUGGUAACAUCUCAGUAGGUAGCUAGCCUAUGAAGCUAAAAGCACACAUUGAUACUAAUUUAUUUUAGACAAAUGUUGAAUUGUGAGUUUUAAACAUAUUAUCUUUAUAUUAGUACGGUAAUUAUUAAUUAUAUUCCUUGAUAAAACAUGGUAUGUUGGCAUCUUUAUGCAGAUUUGACACAAUUUAAUCAUCUAUAUUUGGCUCAGCUGUAUAUGUUAUAAUGUAUUGCAUAUUCAAAAUGAAUAAAAGAUUAAAUUAUAUUGGUAAUACAUA
Molecule: messenger RNA, 5260 nt
Organism: Anneissia japonica
Lineage: Eukaryota; Metazoa; Echinodermata; Crinoidea; Comatulida; Comatulidae
Product: guanine nucleotide-binding protein-like 1
Exons: 11
Coding region: 367-2220 (617 amino acids)
Molecular function (GO): GTP binding; GTPase activity
Source: RefSeq, a predicted model, not a curated record